Molecule: messenger RNA, 1451 nt
Organism: Toxorhynchites rutilus septentrionalis
Lineage: Eukaryota; Metazoa; Arthropoda; Insecta; Diptera; Culicidae
Product: zinc finger protein 277
Exons: 1
Coding region: 87-1424 (445 amino acids)
Source: RefSeq, a predicted model, not a curated record
AAUGUCAAAAUAAAUCAGCACAUUUAUGUUAUAAUUGUGCCGUGAGCAGUAGUGAUAAACUUCUCAAAUUAAAAACUGCACAUACGAUGACAUCUUCAUUUAGCAAUGCGAAAUCUAAAGAAUUUACCGUGCAAUCCGUCGUGACCGAGCCGUUAUACCUCGUGAAAGAUAAGCACUGCAAUUCCCCUGCGACUCGACUUACCGAUGAUACCACCGUUGUUUGUAUGUUCUGCGACAACGCAUACAAUUUCCAAAUCGGGGAUGGCCGCGAUCAGUACUUGGCCCAUCUCUACAUGAUACAUAGGCUGGUAAUAGCUGAUGUUGAACAGAUAGGCUGCCUGGCCAGCUACAGUCAAUUUUGGAAAGAGAAGUUUCGAGAGCAUCCAGUGGAAAAAUUCUGCACUUCAAUGUUGUUGAAUCAACUUCCGGACGGCACUCCAGGCAGCAAUGAGAAGUAUUUCCUGUUGAGCGACGUCGAACCACUAGAUUAUGAGCUAAGGCUACAGAUAAAACGUGAUAUGGUGGAGUUGGUUUUGGUUCGACAUCAGUUUGAAAGAACUGAUCGGAACUUUAACCGAGGCUGCUUGUACUGCAGGGUCUUUCAAGCGGAAACGAGAACGAUGUUCAUAGAACAUCUCUACACUAAACACUUCCUUCUGCUGGGUAGACCGGAAAACCUAGUUUUCGUUGAUGAACUUAUAAAUGUUGUUCAGACCAAAAUUGAGAAGCUCGUCUGCCUAUAUUGCGAAAAAAUAUUCAAAGACCGACCAACACUAAAAGAGCAUAUGAGGAAGAAGGGUCAUAAACGGAUAAAUCCGGACAACAAAUUCUAUGACAGAUUCUUUUUAGUGAAUUAUCGCAACGAUCGACCACAGAAACCUCUUGCGACAAAACAACCAAUUCCAUUGAAGGAACGUGUUCCAGAGAGCUCAGCAUUUCAUUCUGAUGAUUCGGAUUCGGAUUGGUCGGGCUGGUGCGGGGAAGAACAACAAGUGACAUGUUUAUUCUGUAGCGCAACCAAACUGAAAAUAGAAGAUCUAAAAAUUCACAUGAAAUCAGAUCACAGUUUCGAUUUCGACCUUCAAGUAGAAGGACUGAGUAUUUACCAACGCGUCAAAGUUGUAAAUUACGUUAGGCAUCAAAUACUUUUGCUGAAAUGUGUUGUCUGUCGUGAAGAAUUUUCCUCGAAGGAACAAUUGCUAACUCAUCUGCAAGAAGCCGAACAUUUUGCAAUUGGUGAACAACAAUUCUGGGACCAACCGAUGUUCUUUUUCCCAAUCUAUGAAGACGACCAAUUCUUAUGUCAAAUGGAAGAUGAUAGCCCAGAUCUGUCCGAUGAUAGUUCGGUUGUUAUUUCGGAGAAUAUGAAUGCUAGAGUCAGUACUGAAGCCGAAACACUUUCUUUGGAAAAGUUAAGUUUGUAAAACAGAUACAAUAUAGUUAUUUAAUAA